Messenger RNA from Epinephelus lanceolatus (giant grouper), 1303 nucleotides. RefSeq names its product cytochrome b5 reductase 2 (gene cyb5r2). The record is from RefSeq and is a predicted model, not a curated record. NCBI's taxonomy places the organism in Eukaryota, Metazoa, Chordata, Actinopteri, Perciformes, Serranidae. Gene Ontology annotation, cellular component: mitochondrion. Gene Ontology annotation, molecular function: FAD binding; oxidoreductase activity.
AUUGCUUUGACUGUGUGUGGACUCUGGUCUCUCAGGUUGAGUGAGGAGAAGGAAACUCUGGCACACUUUGUGUUGUAACCAUGGAUCACAGCUUGAUAAUCCCAGUAGUGGUAGGUGUUUGUGUGGUGGUGGUGACCGUGCUGUACUUCCUCCUGGGAGGCUCAGCAGGUGAGAAGAAGAAGAAGCUGCCUGUCACUCUGCAGGAUCCUACGGUCAAAUAUUCCCUUCCUCUUUUAGACAAACAGGAAAUCAGCCAUGACACAAAAAAAUUUCGGUUUGGCCUUCCAUCUGCAACUCACGUCCUUGGACUGCCAGUAGGUCAGCAUGUGUACCUGUCAGCCAGGGUGAACGGCAGUCUGGUGGUCAGAGCCUACACUCCAGUAUCCAGUGACGAGGACCAGGGAUAUGUUGACCUUGUGGUCAAGGUGUACUACAAGAACUGCCACCCCUCCUUCCCAGAUGGAGGGAAGAUGUCUCAGUACCUGGACAACAUGGCUAUUGGAGACGCCAUGGACUUCAGAGGACCCAAUGGACUGCUUGUGUAUAAGGGAAAUGGUCAGUUCUCCAUCCGACCAGACAAGAAGUCAGAGCCAAAAGUUCGGAAAUUCAAGCACAUUGGGAUGAUCGCUGGAGGAACAGGUAUCACUCCUAUGCUGCAGUUAAUCCGCAGCAUCACAGCAGACCCCAGUGACAACACCAUGUGCUCCCUCAUAUUUGCCAACCAGACUGAGAAAGAUAUUCUCCUCAGGAAGGAGCUGGAAGAGGUGAAGAAAAACCACCCUGAUAAAGUCAAGCUGUGGUUUACACUGGACAAACCUCCACAAGAUUGGAGCUACAGUUCAGGGUUUGUGACCUCUGACAUGAUCAAGGACCAUCUCCCUGCUCCGUCUAACGAUGUCCUUGUUGUCCUGUGCGGUCCUCCACCGAUGAUCCAGUACGCCUGUCUGCCAAAUCUGGACAAGCUGGGACACAAAACGGAAAACAUCUUUGCAUACUAGUGUUAUGAUUGACUAUGAAACUGUAUUUCAUGUUCAACCAAUCAUGAAACCAAACAUCACUGUGCACAGUUAAUGUUUUGACUUCAUGCUUUUCAUGUAGGCAUGUGUCCAUUUUUGACGUCAGUGACACUAGAAUGCAAACCUGUCACAUUAAAUGGGUGCAUAAUUGCCAUCAUCUCAGGUGUGCUGUUAUAUACAGUAUUUCAGCAAACCCUGUGAUCACCUUUUGUACAAGAUACACUUUCAAAAUGAAUCUCUUUUUUAGGCAAAAUGUGAAUUCAUGUGAAAUAAAGAUAUAAAAAGUA